Zootoca vivipara (common lizard) is the source of this 2391-nucleotide messenger RNA. The record is from RefSeq and is a predicted model, not a curated record. NCBI's taxonomy places the organism in Eukaryota, Metazoa, Chordata, Lepidosauria, Squamata, Lacertidae.
AUGGUAACUCACUUCAUUUGCAGGGUGACGACCAAGUUUUACCAGCACAUGCUGGCCUUGGUAUUUGCUGUUGAUGAGAUCAAUCAGAAUCCCAGGAUAUUGCCCAAUGUCUCUCUUGGGUUCCACAUCUAUGAUAGCUAUUUGGAUUCAAGAAUGACAUACCGAACUACUUUGGACCUGCUCUUUAAAUCACAUCACUCUCUUCCCAACUACAACUGUGUUAUCCAGAAUAAUGUAAUAGGAGUCAUUGGGGGACUUGGCUCUGAUACUACCUGGUGCAUGGCAAAUGUGCUAGGCCUUUACAAGAUUCCACAGAUUUCAAAUGGCUCAUUUGAACCACCCACAAAUGAUCAAACCAAGUUCCCUUCCUUUUACCGCAUGGUCCCCAAUGAAGGCCUUCAGUAUCAGGGAAUUAUCCAGUUACUUCUGCAUUUCAGGUGGAAAUGGGUUGGGCUCAUCACUCCAGCUAAUGAUGCUGGAGAGUGCUUCUUACAGACCAUUGAACCAAUGCUUUUCAAGAAUGGAAUCUGUUCAGAAUUCACAGAGCGAGUUGAACCAAAUAUGCGUUAUUCUGAUAACAUGGUAGAAAUGAUGGGUGAAAAAAGGGUUCUGUUACCAAAUUUCAUGAAGAGCAAAGCCAACGCAGUUCUUAUAUAUGGAGACAGUCUAUCUAUUAUAUGGUUGUCAAGUGCUAUAAAGGCAAUGGAGCUCCACUCAUUCCUGCAGAGAAUCUCAUUCAACAACAGUGCUGGGGAUGAAAUCACAUUAAAUGAACACGGAGAAUUAACAGCUGGCUUCGAUAUUACAAAUUUGGUCACUUUCCGAAAUGGAUCAUAUGUCAGGGUCAAAGUGGGGAGGUUGGAUCCUCAGGCCCCUCCUGGCAAAGAGCUCACCAUUAAUGCGGACAGAAUCAAAUGGCACAGGCGCUUCACUAAGGUGCCACCCCCUUCAAUAUGUAAUGACAUCUGCCAUUCUGGAUACGGGAAGAAAAAGAAGGAGGGGAAGAAGUUUUGCUGCUAUGAUUGUGAUCCAUGUCCAGAAGGAAUGAUCUCAAAUGAGAAAGAAAUGGAAACAUGUGUCAGUUGCCCAGCAGAUCAAUAUCCAAACAAAGACCAGAAUCUAUGCAUUCCUAAGAUACCAAACUUCUUAGCUUUUGAUGAAACGUUGGCCAUUGUUUCAGCUACCUCGGCACUUUUAUUCUCUCUGAUCACAAUUCUGGUGCUCAGCAUCUUCAUUAAGCAUCGGGAUACAGCCAUCGUCAAAGCCAACAACAGAAACCUCACCUAUAUUCUCCUCAUCUCCCUCUUCCUGUGUUUCCUCUGCUCUUUGUUGUUCAUUGGAAAACCUAAUAAGGUGACGUGCCUUCUCCGACAAAACACUUUUGGCAUUGUCUUCUCUGUGGCCCUCUCCACCAUCUUAGCCAAAACCAUACUGGUGGUUUUGGCAUUCAUGGCUACCAAACCAGGAUCCAGUAUCAGGAGAUGGGUAGGCAAAGAACUGACUUAUUCCAUAGUCUUUUCCUCCUCUAUGGUUCAAGUAGGAAUCUGUGCCUUCUGGCUUGGAGCCUCUCCUCCUUUCCCAGAUUUGGACAUGCACUCAAUGAAUGAAGAAAUUGUAGUGUUAUGUAAUGAAGGAUCAGUUCCCAUGUUCUAUUGUGUUUUGGGCUACAUGGGCUUCAUGGCCACUGUCAGUUUCACUGUGGCCUUCUUAGCCAGGAAGUUGCCUGGCAGUUUCAAUGAAGCCAAGUUCAUCACCUUCAGCAUGCUAGUCUUCUGCAGUGUUUGGUUCUCUUUUAUUCCCACAUACUUGAGCACCAGAGGGAAAUACAUGGUGGCUGUGGAGAUCUUCUCCAUCUUGGCUUCCAGUGCUGGCCUAUUGGGUUGCAUCUUUUCCCCUAAAUGCUACAUUAUUGUGGUGAGACCUGACCUGAACAACAGAGAGCAGCUGACACAAAAAAGGGUGAUGACAAAGUUGUACCAACACAUUCUGGCCUUGGUGUUUGCCAUUGAUGAGAUCAACGAGAAUCCCAAGGUGUUGCCCAAUGUCACUCUUGGGUUCCACAUCUAUGAUAGCUAUUAUGAUUCAAAGAUGACCUACCGAACAACUCUGGACCUGCUCUUUAAAUCGCGUUACUUUCUCCCCAACUACAUAUGUAGCAUCCAGAAAAAUGUAGUAGGAGUCAUUGGGGGACUUGGCUCUGAGACUUCUUUGUGCAUAGCAGACAUCUUAGGUCUUUACAAGAUUCCACAGGUCAGGUUUGUGUUCUUUUCCAUACAACAGUCAGAAAACACAGGCUUAGUUACAGUUGUGAAAGUUUGUAACUUGGUAUGGCCUGUUAGAGUCACCUGGUGUGAGCUUGGAGUCACCAGCUCAGACCUCUCUACAUGCUAA